Messenger RNA from Durusdinium trenchii, 1830 nucleotides. The record is from the annotation of a GenBank genome assembly. Lineage: Eukaryota; Dinophyceae; Suessiales; Symbiodiniaceae.
AUGUUUUGGACUUGCCUGCUGCUGAGGCCCCAGUAUCUCCUUCCUUCGACCCGUGUGGUCUUUCUCUUGGAUUCACCCACAUCCAGGAUAAAGGUGGUGGCAGAGCACAUAGACAGUGUCCAGGAUGUCAUCACCAAUUCCAAGCUUGAGAAAUUCUCCAUUGCUGUGAUGUGUGGCGGAAGGUUGGACUACAUGAGUUCGGUUCAAGCAAAGCUGGAUCAUUGCUUUCCCAACAGCCAGAGCUUUAUCACAUUGAUCACAGGUGGAGGUGAGAGCCAGACAGCAAAGAGGAAGUCCAAGUUUGCGGUGGUUCUUCACCACGGUGGCGCCCCCAAAGACCAACCAACAGUUCCAACCAUGGUGCCUGCUCUCAAAGGCAAAGCUCGAGCCUUCGAAGGUUUGCGCCAACGAUGCUUGAGCUUGACUUGUUCUUUGAGAUCUUCAGAGGACAAGCAGAAAGCUGAGGCACUGAGAGCCUCAGCUAUGGCAGGAUGUGUGGCAGAUGAGGCUCGGAUCCCGAGAUCGGAAAUCAAUGUUGACGACGAUGAGAUCAUGCCAGACGAUGAUGAGGCCAUGGAGGAGGUUGAAGAUGAGGCAAUUGACAUGGACAUCGACAUGUUUGAUGGGAAAAGAGAUUACAUUGUUGACCUUUUCACCUUCUCGAGGGGGCUGGCAUUCUAUGAGCCAAUUUUGGUCCAGCUUCUCAGCGCAUCAACUGCACAUGUGUGUGCAGUGAUUACUUCAACAGCGCACCCCUCUGCCAGUGUCAUGGCAAGACGGCUUGGCUUGGAGGUCUUUGUAGCUCUCCCAGCAAGCACAGAUCACUCAAUCUCCCAUGGUGUCCAGAUUCAGGAGUCUAUUUUCAAGCACCUCUUCCUCCAGCAGAAAGGAUUGAGCUCCUUGAAACAUUUGAGAACUAGUGGCAAAAGAGUUGCAGUGGCUUCCAGUUUGCAGUUCAUUGAAGGGCCUGCGCUCACAGAGGCCCAGCAGAUUUUGGACAUCAACGACGUGCAUGUCGAUGCCGAUGACAUGUUUGGUGGCCUUGAUGUCAACCAUGCCAGCCUGGAUGUCAAGAUCCCCCAGCUCCUGACCCGAGAGUUGGCCAACAACAACUUGGGUUUGGCGAUGUCAGGCCCUGGGAUGGGUCGUGGCCUUGUCACCCACCGGCCUUUAGCAGAGGGUGAGAGAAUUUGCUUUGCAACUUGUGCCAAGUUCACUUCUGCUGAGCGCCUCAUGGCCUGGUUGAAGUUGCCUGGACAUGCUGACCUGGCAAAUGGUUUGCUGCUGGUCAAGAAUGUCCGCUGCAAUGAGCAAAUAGGGAACAUCUAUUGCUGCCUGCUUGGUGCAGCAAGAUAUUGUCAGCACUUCCAAGGCAUUCGCAAGACAGCCAAUUGCGCAUGGACCUGUGACCCAGUUGCGGGAUCUUCAAGCAAGAUGAUCAGUUUGGUGGUGCGGACCCACAAUGGGCAAGGUGUGGCCAAGGGAAGUGCCUUAUGCUGCAACUAUGGGCUGUCAUAUGACUUGACAGCACCUGGCUUGGAGGAUGGUGACUCUUCCAGAGGGAAAAGGUUUCGUGGAGCGCUGGAUGCUGUGUUCAAUCACACCCAGGACCAGGAGGAAGCCAAACCUUCAACUUCAGGGCCUCCUCCGACUCCAGAUCCCAAAACUCCGAAGCCCAAGCCUUCACCGCCGCAACUGCUUCCGCCUCCAAGUUCAACCCCCAAGCCAGUGCCUGCCGAAACUGCACCAACUCCGACUCCAGUGGCUGUUGUUGAGACUCCUGUAAAGACAGACCCCCCCCCCCAAGCUGAAUCCAACCCAUGUUGCUGA